Messenger RNA from Sinocyclocheilus anshuiensis, 1920 nucleotides. It is a transcript of the gene casp3a, whose product is annotated as caspase 3, apoptosis-related cysteine peptidase a. Gene Ontology annotation, biological process: apoptotic process; keratinocyte differentiation; positive regulation of neuron apoptotic process. Gene Ontology annotation, cellular component: cytoplasm; death-inducing signaling complex. Gene Ontology annotation, molecular function: cysteine-type endopeptidase activity. NCBI's taxonomy places the organism in Eukaryota, Metazoa, Chordata, Actinopteri, Cypriniformes, Cyprinidae. The transcript is spliced from 7 exons. The record is from RefSeq and is a predicted model, not a curated record. Bases 294 to 1124 code for a protein of 276 amino acids.
GAGAUAGAGGUGUAGCCUGAGCACACUUCCUGGAUGCUUGAGUAAUCGCUUUGUCGUCGGAAUCUUGUACGUUGCAAGCUUCCAAUAACAGGAUAUUUUCACGUAUCUGCUUCUCAUUGGCUGGUCGAGCGAGUCGACAACAACAAUACAACCACCCAUCUGGCAUGCGGGCGCGGUGAUCAUUCUGCCGAGAGCCCGUUAUAACGCGCUAUACGUCACCAGAUACACUUCGAACAGCUCCCAACAGAGACGAUUUUAUUUUCUUAAAAAGAGUGAUCGUUAAACGCUUGAAGAUGAACGGAGACUGCGUGGACGCGCGGCGCCAGGACACAACAGAUGCUGGUAAGGAUGGGGCAUCAGGAGCGCAGCCCAUGCAGGUUGAUGCUAAGGCUCAGUCGCAUGCCUUCAGAUACAGUCUGAACUACCCCAGCAUUGGCCACUGCAUCAUCAUCAAUAACAAGAACUUUGAUCGCAGGACAGGCAUGAACCAACGGAACGGUACUGAUGUAGAUGCAGGAAAUGUAAUGAAUAUGUUUCGGAAGCUAGGAUACACUGUGAAAGUCUACAAUGAUCAGACAGUUGCACAGAUUAUGCAGGUUUUAACAGCAGUGGCCCAUGACGACCACAGCCGCUGUGCUUCGUUAGUGUGUGUAAUGCUCAGUCAUGGAGAUGAGGGAAUGUUUUACGGCACUGAUACUUAUGUGGAGCUCAAGACCUUAACUAGCCUUUUCAGAGGAGACCGCUGCCCAUCACUAGUGGGAAAGCCUAAACUUUUCUUCAUACAGGCUUGUAGAGGUACAGAACUGGAUCCUGGUGUGGAGGCUGACGGCUCCGAUAAUUCUAUGAGGAUUCCUGUGGAGGCAGACUUCCUCUAUGCGUACUCUACGGCACCAGGUUACUACUCCUGGAGAAACACCAUGACCGGUUCUUGGUUCAUUCAGUCCCUUUGUGAAAUGAUGGCAAAGUAUGGCAAAGCACUAGAGCUCAUGCAGAUCAUGACCAGGGUCAACCAUAAAGUGGCACUCGACUUUGAGUCAACCUCCAACCAGCCUGGCUUUGACGCGAAGAAACAAAUCCCCUGCAUUGUCUCGAUGCUCACCAAAGAGAUGUACUUCACUGCUUGAAGGGACAAGGGAACUAUUAGAGCUUCUCCAGCUCUUCUGUAAAUACCACAGCUAUAGGAUAUAGAUUUGGGUUUGAGUUUAAGACCCUUUUUUCACAGAAGCAUUAGCUGGUCAUACUCCGUUUGGAAUUUCUCUGUCUCAGGACUGGUGUUGUGGUUCUUAUUGGGAUUUAAAAUACUGUAUGUGAAAGCAGGUACUCAGGUUUUUGUUCACCUUGUGACUAUAUAGCAUUUUGCCUCUGGUUUUCUAAUUAAAAUCUUCUAAUGAACAAUCACCAGUGGCAGGAGAGGUUGGGAUUUUUUAAAUUACAGUAAUCAGGGACUUUAAUAGGCUAUUGCACUAGUUUGACCGUUGAAAUGGGAAUCGUAGUUGGGCAUUAAAUUGGUGAGAUCAUCUUAAUUGAAGCAAAGCCAGUGUGCUAAUUUAACGUGAAAAGCAAAGAACAACAAUCAGAACUAUUCCCAAGUGCCUGUCACUGAACCAUGUGAACAGAUUUUGGUGCAACUUCUGAAAUGUCAUGUACAGGUUUCCAUUAGGACACAAAGCAUUUUUUACUGUAUCGGUGACAUCUAGUCCAUUCCUACAGAAAAAAAAAAAACACUUAUGAAGCUAUGACUUUACGUUGAUGUCUUAGGGGGUAAACAACCAAAAACUGGACUGGACUUAUCUGGACUGCUCUUCAAGAUGAUUAUGUAUAGCAUUGAUAGCAUUAGUCAGCUGAGAAAAAUCACACAGAAUUCUUUCAGUUGAGGUCAUGCAUGCAUUGUGUGUGUGAGAUGUUCCUAAUGUAUGCAUA